Molecule: messenger RNA, 794 nt
Organism: Emiliania huxleyi CCMP1516
Lineage: Eukaryota; Haptophyta; Isochrysidales; Noelaerhabdaceae
Exons: 3
Cellular component (GO): membrane
Source: RefSeq, a predicted model, not a curated record
GCGGCGGCCGAGGAGGAGGAGGCGCGGCGCGAGCUCGCGGCGGCGGCGCCGCGCGUCUACCUGGUCGGCCGCACGCCGGACUCGCUCCACGCCGAGUACCUCGGCGCCUACGACCGCGAGCCCGAGCUCGUCAACGGGCGGCUCGCCUACGCGAUGGCGGGCGACGCGGACAAGAUGCUCUGGUUCUCGAGCGUCAACGGCUACUGGCACGCGGGGCCGCGCGCCAACCUCGGCGGGCCGCGCGGCUGGCUCGCGGUGUACGACCGCGCGCCGCUGCCCGAGAGAGUGGCGGCCGAGUGGCAGGUGGUUGCCAAGCUUCUGAUCGUCGCGACCUUUGUCGAGGACGCGCUGCGCGUGCUCUUUACCUUUGGGGUACAGCAGCAGUCGAUGGAGAUCGCCGGGUGGACCUCUCCCGCGCUGCACACGCUGUUGCCGCUGCUGUCGCUCGCCGUGCAGUCGUGCGGCGCGCUGCUCGUGCUGGCGUCUUCGGGCGUGGGCGGAGAGGUGGGCUGCUACCUGCUGCUCGGCUGGUGCGUGUGGCACCCCUUCAUGUACGGCCAGGCCGGCAACCGCGAGUUUGUGCUCGAGACGGCGACCAUCUCCGGCGGGCUGCUGAUCCUGCUGUCGCACCUGCUGCUGCUGCGAACAAAGGCGCCGCUGCUUGGCGGGGUGUCGGCGGCGGCGGCGCAGGAGCAGAAGGACCGGACGGCGACGGCGCACCGCAUCCAGGCGGUUGGCCGCGUCCUUGUCGUCUCCUUCUUCCUCUACGUCGCCGCGACAAAGACACACGCGUG